This is a messenger RNA of Geodia barretti, 1236 nucleotides long. Lineage: Eukaryota; Metazoa; Porifera; Demospongiae; Tetractinellida; Geodiidae. The record is from the annotation of a GenBank genome assembly.
AUGAUAGAUAACGGCGAUACCGCCUGGGUGCUCACUUCGUCCGCCCUGGUCUUUAUCAUGGUCCCGGGGCUGGCAUUCUUUUACGCCGGACUUGUCCGGGGCAAAAACGCGCUCAGCACCCUGUUGCAGUCCUUUAUUGCUCUCGCAAUAGUGGGACUGACCUGGAUACUGUUUGGUUACAGCCUCUCCUUUGGCCCCGACGUGGGCGGCUUUGGCUUCAUCGGCAACCUGGAAUGGGCGGGGCUUCACGGUGUUUCCGCCACCGAGGCUGGCCCGUACGCCGAGACGAUUCCGCACCAGGCCUUCAUGGUGUUUCAAGCCAAGUUCGCCAUCAUCACACCGGCGCUGAUCGCCGGGGCCUUCGCCGAGCGCAUCAAGUUCAGCACCUUCGUCAUCUUCGUGGUGGCCUGGUCAACCAUCGUAUACACGCCGCUGGCCCACUGGAUGUGGGGAUCGGGAGGGUGGCUGGGAGAGGCAGGCGCACUGGACUUCGCCGGUGGCGCGGUCGUGCACGUCAGUUCCGGGGCAGCGGCCCUCGCGGCGGCCCUCAUCUUCGGCAGGCGCUUGGGGUUCGGUCAAAUGGAAAUGGCACCCCACAACGUGCCCUUCGUAGUUCUGGGUGCCUCGCUCCUGUGGUUUGGCUGGUUUGGCUUCAAUGCCGGAAGUGAACUGGGCUCAGCCGGCAGAGCUACCUCCGCCUUCGUAGUUACGCACAUAUCGGCGUCAACCGCCGCGGUGGUGUGGGUCUCCCUGGACUGGAUGAUUAAUCGAAGACCCAGCGUCGUUGGAGCCGCGACCGGAGCAGUUGCAGGUCUGGCCACUAUCACUCCCGCCUCCGGCUUCGUGGGACCCAUGCCCGCGGUGGUUAUUGGGCUGGGUGCUGGGGCCCUUUGUUACACCGCCGUCUGGGUCAAGACCCGCGUGAGGCUUGACGACUCCCUCGACGUUUGGGCUAUUCACGGGGUGGGCGGAAUUUGGGGCAUGCUGGCCGCCGGCCUAUUCAUUGGCGUCGGCUUCAUGACCUUGGGCGAACUCACCGACCUGAGCAGGGGCAGACAGGUCUUGAUGCAAUUGAUGGCCAUCGGCGCGUCCUUUGGCUGGGCGUUCGUCACAACUUUGGGAAUUCUGGUUGUGCUGAAGUACACCAUAGGUUUGCGAGUCGACGAGCGGCAGGAAGAGGAGGGACUGGACCUCUCCCAACACGGCGAGGAAGCGUACGAUACGAGACCACAAUAA